CCACCGCAGGUUUGUGUUAUUUGGCGGAAGCGGCGUGCUUCUGCUCGGCGCCGACCGCCCCGCCCCGCAGGCCGGCGCAGUGCGACCCGACGACUCUGCCGCGCCGCCUGUGUGGGUGCCCCCGUCGUGACGAGGAGCUUUUGGUCCUCGUCCCCGUGACCUUGCUCUUCUGCGUCGCGGCCCGCCGCCCAGCCCGCCGGCGCGAUGCCCGAACUCCCGGAAGGCGGCGCGGAGGAGGGGGAGGGCGACUUCUGCCUGCCGCCGCCGGAGUGCCCCCUGGGCGAUCAGGAUGCCGGCGCGGGCACGCCCCAGCCGUCGUCACGGGUCCAGCGGAUCAAGACUGCGGAGCAGGCCGCCCUGGAGUGGCGAGCCCAGUACGUGCAGGUGGAGUACCCGCCCAACGUGGCCGAGCUCUCGGGCGACUUCAAGGUGUUCUCCCAGGAGGGCUACAGCACCCCGGGCGACUCGGGCAGCGCCCAGGAUGUCCGGCCGCCCUGGUUCGACGAGCAGCUCUUCCUGGAGGGCCAGCGCGUCGCGAGGGACAACCACGCCGGGAUGGCGACGGCGGAGGCGCAGGCGCUGUUCCUCCUGUUCGCCUUCCCGGCUGGGCUGGACCCGCUCGUCUCGACGACCAGGUCUGACACCCCCGAGACGGCGGGGCGACGCUACCUGUCCACCAAUAUGCGUCUCUUGUCUUGGAUAACCUCCGACCCGUUCGACCCGGAGUCCGAGUGCUACCGCAACCUGGUGGCCGUCCGCAGGAUGCACGCCAACGUCCGGAAGGCCUGCAACGAUGGCAAGCCAGAGGAGCUGGCAGUUAGGUUCACCAUCGGCCGCGACCAGCCCCGCGAGCUCCUCUGCCCGCAGGCCGCGCUCUUCGAGUCCGUCUUCUCCUCCGUGCCCGGCGGGUCCUACGCCGGGCCGUGCCCCGCCAUGUCCGCCUUCGAGGGCCGCGACCCCGGCCGCCUGGGCGCCGUCAAGCUGAGCGUGGACCGCUACCGAAGGCCGUUUCUCUCGCAGGGCGAGAUGGCCAUCACGCAGUGGGGCUUCUUCGGGCUGUUCAUCCUGAAGCCGCAGGUGUUUGCGGCACCCUACGUGACCCGCCGCGAGCUGGAGGCUGUGGUGCACCUCUGGGCCGUGCUGGGGUACUGCCUCGGCAUCGACGACACGUUCAACUGGGCGCUGGGCGGUCUGGACCUGGUCUUGAAACGCAGCGAGCUGUACCUGCGCACACUAGCCGUGCCCAACCUGAGGACGCUGGGCGCCGAGGGCACGGCCCGCUGGGAGCACAUGACGCGCUGCAUGGUGGAGGGCAUGCGCCAGUACAUGCCCAUCUCGGCGCUCGAGGUGAGCCUGGCCUACCUGACGGAGGACGUGCUGGAGCUGGGCACCGUGCUGCCCAAGGCGCUCACCUGGCGCCAGACCUUCCAGCUGUGGCGCCUGCGCCUGUUCCUGCAGUACCUGCCGCGCUGGGUGCCGUCCUGGGCGAGCGUCAUGAGCCGCGGCCUGGGCCGCAUGUUCAGGAAGGCGGCCAGGGUGGCCGGCAUCAAGAGCGAUCUGGUGGAGUGAAGGACAAAUGCGGGACGGGGGAGGAGGAACGAGUAUGUGCAGUAUUUCUAAUGCGAUCUUAUUCUCAGGGUUUUCCUGGGUUAUUGUGAAAAAAAAACGGGUAAAGUUUGACAUAUUGCCCAUGUCCAUCAAGGCCAUCAAGUUAGCACAAAAAAGUUCUUCUAUAUUUUUUUCGAUGAUGCGAAGAAUUUCUGUAUUUUGCUAAUUCGUUGUGAUAUGUAAUGAAGGCUGUGAUAAAUGAGUGCGAGGUGCUAUGUAUAGUUCUGGCUUAGUCAGUCAUUAGGCUAAGGCAUUUUGUUUUGUUUAUAAUAUUGAAUAGCAAUAGGAACGCUUACGAGCAAUAAACCUUAUGUGAUCUGUAAAA
Molecule: messenger RNA, 1933 nt
Organism: Frankliniella occidentalis (western flower thrips)
Lineage: Eukaryota; Metazoa; Arthropoda; Insecta; Thysanoptera; Thripidae
Exons: 7
Coding region: 205-1569 (454 amino acids)
Source: RefSeq, a predicted model, not a curated record